CACGUACUCGCUAUAGUAGAGUAUAGUAUAGUAUUAUAGUAGUAUCAUCAUGCGUGUUAUUUUGUCGAUUGCAUUGAUUUUGACCACUGUUGCCACACUCUGUGGAGCGAUGUGUGAAUCCUGCUGCAAAGUGUCAGCUUGUACUCCAAAUCCCUGUAAAAAUAAUGGUACUUGUACACCACCCGAGAACGAAUACCGCUGUAGUUGUACUCCUGGGUAUGUAGGACAAAACUGUGACGUGAAUGUGUGUCUACCUAACCCAUGUGAAAAUAAUGGCACUUGUUCACCAGUUGAUAAGGGUUACAUCUGUAAUUGUACUACGGGAUAUUUCGGAAAACUCUGUGACGUAAAUCCCUGUGAUAUUUCCAACCCCUGUAUAAAUAAUGGCAGGUGUUAUCCAUCAGAAUUUGGUGUGAAUUGUAGCUGUCCUUCUGGAUUUAUAGGAGAAUUUUGUCAAGAUUCUGAAAAAAUAACACUAGUAGUAAAGGAUUCUGAAGGCGCAACGCCAGUAGAAGAGGUGAGAGAAUGUAACGUGACAGAGUGUAAGGCUAUUGGGGGAAUGUGUGUCAUACAAAAAUGUCAUACCGAUGGUACCAAUUGUGAUGGUAAAGCCUGUAAUACAGAUAAAAGCGAAAUCUGUGUAAAUGAUACUUGUAUCUUCAUAGGUGACUAUUGUGGGACUAUAGAUGACAUAUAUAACGCUUGUGCACCUAUAGGUGAAUCAUGUGGGGAUGGCGAAUUCUGUACCCGUUAUGAUAAAUGUGUAAAUGACACAUGUCGACUUACAGAUGCAUGUGCUUUCAACUCUUCUGUUUGCUCCUACCGUAAUGUUCAUGGCACUUGUUCGGGUGGUGUUUGUCUCGCACCGUGUAAGGAAGGCAAGGAUUGUGGUGGUCGCCCAUGUGUUGGUGGAUACUGUGCAGUACCUAAAUGUGGAGAAUCAUAUUGUCGGUUGUAAUCAAACUGGUUUAUUUGUUCAGAAAGUCAUUAUUAUUAUAUUAAAUAAAAUAAAUUGUAAUAUGUAAUAAUAACUUAUAUUAAAAUAUUUAACAUAAACUAUAUUGUAAUAUUUAGAAACUUCGUUAAUUGAUAUAUUUAACCACUGAUAUAAGGAUUAAUAUAAUAAACUAUAUUGUAAUAUUUAGACGUUUCUUUAAUUAAAAGCAGUACUUUCUUUAUAAAUUAUAAUUCUGAGGCAAAAUAUUCAUCUUAACCAAGAAUUACAAUAUAUUCAUAUGUACUUCAUAAAAACAACUAGAUACCAACAAGUAGCGAUAUUAAAAUAAA
Molecule: messenger RNA, 1287 nt
Organism: Patella vulgata (common limpet)
Lineage: Eukaryota; Metazoa; Mollusca; Gastropoda; Patellidae
Product: fibropellin-3
Exons: 13
Coding region: 50-958 (302 amino acids)
Molecular function (GO): calcium ion binding
Source: RefSeq, a predicted model, not a curated record